Messenger RNA from Cadophora gregata, 519 nucleotides. RefSeq lists its product as uncharacterized. The record is from RefSeq and is a predicted model, not a curated record. The coding region runs from base 1 to 519 and encodes 172 amino acids. The transcript is spliced from 2 exons. NCBI's taxonomy places the organism in Eukaryota, Fungi, Ascomycota, Leotiomycetes, Helotiales, Ploettnerulaceae.
AUGGCUGACACCAAGACUCCUCGUGCUCCCACUGAUAAGGAGGCUUUCUUCUUUCUCACCAUCAUGCAAUGUAUGACCAACAAGCCAGAGGUUGACUGGAACAUGGUUGCCACCCGUGCCGGUUACUCCAAUGCCAACUGCGCCAAAGUUCGUUUCGGACAAAUCAAGAAGGCCAUCGGCUACAAGGAAGAUGGAUCCCACCCACCAACCACCACCCCCACCAAAGGCCGUGGCAAGAAGGAUACCAACGUCGGUUCCGGAACCAACACAACUCCCACCAAGGUCACCAAGCCUCGUGCUCCUCGCAAGCCCAAGGUAACCAAGGCUAAGGUCAAGGCUGAGCCAGGCACCCAAGCUGAGGUCGAGGAAGAAGAUGAGAAGUUCGUCGACGCUGAAGCUGGCGAAGUCGCCGAGGAGGAAGCCGAUGCUUACACCUUCGACAACGCUCUUCACGAGCAGCUCUACAACAACUACCAGCAGUACCAGAAUGGUCAUCAUGAAGAUGAGGAGGAGAUCUGA